Messenger RNA from Oncorhynchus gorbuscha (pink salmon), 1847 nucleotides. RefSeq names its product ETS translocation variant 5-like. The record is from RefSeq and is a predicted model, not a curated record. The transcript has 11 exons. Gene Ontology annotation, molecular function: DNA-binding transcription factor activity, RNA polymerase II-specific; sequence-specific DNA binding. The coding region runs from base 264 to 1847 and encodes 527 amino acids. Gene Ontology annotation, cellular component: nucleus. Gene Ontology annotation, biological process: cell differentiation; regulation of transcription by RNA polymerase II. Lineage: Eukaryota; Metazoa; Chordata; Actinopteri; Salmoniformes; Salmonidae.
UUGGCUUCAGGGAAAACCAGACGAUUCCAUUCAGAAAUCCACAGUCAAGCUUUGUGUGAGAAGAGCAUAGACUACAACCCUGAAAGAACGUUUGCAACAGCGUGGAGUGAAACAGAACUUAUUUUCAACAUUGCAAAGGAAUUAAAUCUUCGCAAAUAAAGACAGACGAACGAGCGUCUCCUGCUGCUACCGUCAGCCCCUCCUCCCCCUCCACCCCUCCAACACCAACUUCAGUCCCGAGGGAGUGAAGAUAUUCAGGCAACAUGGAUGGAUUUUAUGACCAGCAAGUCCCUUUCAUGGCCCCCUCCAGGCAGAAUUGUCACGUGGAAGAACCAGCGAACACGCCAUUUAACGACCGGAAGAGAAAGUUUGUUGACACUGAGCUCGCCCAGGACACAGAAGAUCUCUUUCAGGACCUCAUGCAACUUCAAGAGACAUGGAUUGCAGAAGCUCAGGUGCCUGAUGACGAACAGUUUGUCCCAGAUUUCCAGUCGGAUAACCUAAUGUUCCAUGGACCUUCAGCCAAUAAAGUGAAGCGAGAGUCCAGCGCCCCCAGAGAUGUGUCCCCCUGCAGUCAGGGACAACAGAGACUCUACACAGACAAGUGCCUUUACAGCUACAGUGCCUACAACAGGAAGCCACUUGGCAUCAGUACUUUAACCCCACCCUCCACACCCGCCUCACCCUGCAGCCCCGCCCCCACCCCGGGGACACACCCCCUACAGAGGCAGAUCACGUCCCCUGUCCAGGCAACACACCCCGGCCACAGUCGUCCAACUCACGGGCACAGCCCCUCCCACCACCGGACACUCCCGCCACACCCGAGCCAAAGCCAGCCUUUCGCCGUGCCCCGCCUACCUGUCAAUCACUCCGAUGCCUCCUACAGCUCAGAACACAGGUUCCAGCGGCAGCUCUCUGAGCCAUGUCUGCCGUUCCCUCCGCCUGACGGUGCCGCCUGUACCCCUUACCCCCAUCACCCCCACCGGGCCCCCCUGUCCCGGGACGGCCGCCCCAUCUACCAGCGGCACCUGUCAGAGCCCUUGGUCCUCCUCCCUGCUCAGGGCUUCAAGCAGGAGCUGGUGGACCUCCGUUACACCGAGCAGGGGGUCCCCACCAUGGGCCCUCCCCGCACCCCGUUCCAGGGCCUCUCUAUAAAGCAGGAGCCCCGGGAUUUCUGCUUUGACCAAGAAAUGCAGAACUGCCAGUCUUCUUUCAGGAAGUCCGGUAACUUCUACCAAAACAAUGAUGGGUUGAUCUACGACGGAGAGCCUCAUCUGUACAACGACGACACAUGCGUGGUUCCAGAGAGACUAGAAGGCAAGAUCAAGCAGGAGGCCGGAGUGUUCCGUGACGGACCGCCCUACCAGCGCCGAGGUUCCCUGCAGCUCUGGCAGUUCCUGGUCACUCUGCUGGAUGACCCGGCCAAUGGUCACUUCAUCUCCUGGACCGGCCGCGGCAUGGAGUUCAAACUCAUCGAGCCCGAAGAGGUGGCUCGGCGCUGGGGCCUCCAGAAGAACCGGCCUGCCAUGAACUAUGACAAGCUGAGCCGCUCUCUACGCUACUACUACGAGAAGGGCAUCAUGCAGAAGGUGGCUGGAGAGAGGUACGUGUACAAGUUUACGUGUGACCCCGAGGCGCUCUUCUCCAUGGCCUUCCCUGACAACCAGAGGCCCAGCCUGAAGCAGGACCCGGACUGCCUGCCACCGUCUGUGGGGGAGGACGACACCACCGUGCCCCUUGCCCACUACGAGGAUGGCUGUGGCCCCUACCUGGCCGACGGAGGGGAGCGGUGCGUCUCGUUACUGGGCUUCCCGAUAACUAUUCAUUCUGAAUGUUCUGACCAAUGA